Molecule: messenger RNA, 531 nt
Organism: Naegleria fowleri
Lineage: Eukaryota; Heterolobosea; Eutetramitea; Acrasida; Naegleriidae
Exons: 1
Coding region: 1-531 (176 amino acids)
Source: RefSeq, a predicted model, not a curated record
AUGGUGGCUAUGGCUGUGCAAGCUGCUUUGAAUCUUUCAGCCAAACAAUCAUCACAACAAGAACAACAACCUUUGACAAUAACUGCUCCCAAAAACAACCCAAUGAAGACAAUCAACAACAAGAAAUCUCAAUUCCCAUCGGCAGUGUCAUCCUUCGUCAUGACCAAAUUAAAGGACAAGAGAGAAAACGAAUUAUGUCCAACCUGUGUCUAUUUGUUAGAUUUCGCACUUGCUGAUUUGGAGGCUGCUGUCGAUGCUGGUGCUGCUUUUUCAUGCAUGAGUCUGUGCAAAGUCGUGGCUCCCUAUGGUCCCUAUGUCUUUGCUGGUUGUGAAGUCAUUUGCACAGCUAUUGGAGUGAAUGCCUUCAUUGCUGUAUUGAAGAAGGCAGAUUUGGAUCCAAUUUAUGGAUGUCAAUUAAUGACUGUUUGCCCCAUUCAUGACUGUACAGCCAAGACUUGUGCUGUCUUUACCAGUGCCACUGUGGUUCCACAAGUCUCAGUCAUGGGAGGUAAAGUUUGGGCCAUUCAAUGA